Molecule: messenger RNA, 1205 nt
Organism: Saprolegnia diclina VS20
Lineage: Eukaryota; Oomycota; Saprolegniomycetes; Saprolegniales; Saprolegniaceae
Exons: 4
Coding region: 13-1116 (367 amino acids)
Source: RefSeq, a predicted model, not a curated record
CUCAAAGCCAAGAUGCCCACCGACAUUCAAGCGCUCAAGGGCACGAUCGAGGCGUCGAUCGAAGAGCUCGUGCGCCUCGCCGACACCAAGAUCAACUGGACCAACGGCGCCGGCAAAGGCUACAUCUUCCUUCCCGGCGUCUACCAGUGGCACGCGGACAAGGCCGAGGCGUCGCCGCCCGUCGAUGCGCCGCCGACGGAAACGCUCGCGCCGGCUACCGAGGCGGUGUCCGAGCCACCGCCAGCUGCUGACGGAGAUGCAAACGUUGAGGCACCGGCCAGCAUUGUCCCUGACGCGCCCGCGCCCGCGUCCAUCGCUGUUUUGCGCGACCAGCCGGCUGCGACGCCCGAGGCAACCGCCGAGGCAUUGCCAAAGGAACCACCGUCGGCGCCGAUCGUGGACGAUGACAAGCGCUUGGACCGAGAGCUCGCGCAAGUCGCGGCCUUCCUCAUGAACGACGACGAUAUCGUCUCGAUGAGCUUUACGCUCACGCUGCACGGCGACAACACGUUCGAGUACCUCUGGAAGCAGAAGCGCGCGGGCGCGCGCCCCAUGGAGCACAAGGUCGAGCUCUACGGCGCGUGGUCGAAACCGGUCUUGAACCGCGACCGGUACGGCGAGCGCGAUUCGCGUCUCUUUCUCGAUACGCACCGCGCCAAGUUUGCCCGGCUCGCCAACUAUGAUGCGACGACAGGCGUGUGGCGACAGACGCUCCGGACGCUCACGCGCAACGGUGAGGACUAUGUCGUGUGCGGCCAGAACGACCGCGGGCUCCCGCCGAUCCGGCUCGUCUUCACCGUCCUCGACGGCAACGUCCUCGAGAGCAACGGGCUCGCAUUUCCACACGACAUUGUGUCCAACUCGAUCUCGAGCCGAAUUCUCUCGGGCUUGACCAAGAAAGCGGCCAACAAGCUCGGGACGCCGCUGGACGUAAUGACGGAUCGGUGGCUGCCCUGCCGCAAACUCUGCCUCAAGCAACUCCCACCCAACGGCAUUGUCAAGCCCUUCAACCCGCUCCUCGCGCUCGCCGAGAUUCUGCACAAGCGCGGCGAAGCUGCCAACCUCGACUCUGUGUUGUGUGUGCGCGAGCGCACGCCAAGCAUGACGGUAGUUUAAGGUGUUCUUAGCUCGUCGAUUAGUAGUCGGGCGUCGCGCACGAGUCGCGGCGCCACGGACGCUUCUUGAACACGACGUCUUCCAUGAAA